AUGGAAUCUAAAGAGAGACCUAGUAAAAGCUACACUCAACAGGCCUACCUACCCCGGCUUCCUAUUGAAAGAUGCAGAGAAAAGCUUGUCCAGGCAGCCAGGGAUACUUCAUGCUUUAUUGUGACUGGAGACACUGGCAGUGGAAAAAACUACACAGCUUCCUCAGUAUCUCUACAAAGCAGGGUUUGCUGAGCAUGGCAUUAUCGGAAUCACACAGCCACGCAGAGUUGCCACUAUAUCUGUAGCAGAGAGAGUGGCAGAAGAAAUAAAUUGCUCAUUGGGAAGUACUGUAGGUUACCAAGUACGAUUUGAUGACUGUACAUCCCAGAAGACUGACAUUAUGUACCUGACUGAUGGGUGUUUAUUGCGGCACACUCUGACAGACCCUGAUCUCCUGAAGUUCAGUACAGUUGUUUUGGAUGAAGCUCAUGAGCGAAGUUUAAGCACUGAUAUUUUGUUUGGUCUGCUAAGAAAACAGUUCCUAUCAAAGAAUCCUCCAAAAAGAAAGUACGCCCUCAAAGUUAUUGUGAUGUCUGCCACACUGGAUAUUGAACGACUUUCUGAGUUUUUCAAUAACUGCCCGGUAGUCACAAUUCCAGGAAAAGUCUUUCCAAUUAAAGAGAAAUUCCUUAACUUUAUCGGCCCACGAGACAAGGACAACACUGCGUACAUUACAGAGACUGUAAAGGUCACAAUACAGACACAUUUAAAUGAACUUGCUGGGGACAUUCUUGUUUUUCUUACAGGCCAAUCAGAGAUUGAGAAGGCUUGUGACAUGCUAUUUGAAAAGGCUGAACUGACUGACUAUCGCCAUGAUGUUUAUGACUCUUCAGUGGAAGGCCUGCUAAUUUUGCCAUUGUAUGGCUCCAUGCCAACAGAUCAGCAAAAAAGAAUAUUUCUUCCUCCCCCUAAAGGGAUCAGAAAAUGUGUAGUAGCCACAAAUAUUGCUGCAACCUCUGUGACCAUUGAAGGAAUAAGGUAUGUAAUAGACAGUGGAUUUGUGAAGCAGCUAAACCACAAUCCCAGGGCUGGACUCGACGUUUUAGAAAUAGUUCCCAUUUCAAAAAGUGAAGCAGUGCAGAGAGCGGGCAGAGCAGGGAGGACAGCAUCUGGAAAAUGCUACCGAAUUUACAGUGAGGAGUUCUGGAAUAAAUGUAUGCCGGACCACAUGAUACCUGAGAUUAAGCGCACCAGUCUAACAUCUGUCAUUCUAACCCUUAAAUGCCUGGAAGUAAAUGAUGUUAUCAGGUUCCCAUACUUGGACCCCCCUGAAGAAAGGUUUAUUUUAGAAUCACUCAGGAAGCUAUAUCAGUGCAGCGCAAUUGACAGGAGUGGUAAUGUCACAAGAUUAGGACAUUUCUUGAUAGAGUUUCCAUUAUCGCCAAAUCUCGCUUGUGCUGUGAUUAAAGCUACCUCUGCGGGGUGUGAAGACCUGCUUCUUCCAGUGGCAGCUAUGUUAUCAGUGGAACACGUCUUCAUACAGUCAGGAAUAUCUCAAAAACAAAAGGAACCUGACCAUAGUCAUGAAAGGUUAUCCAGCAUGGCUGGAGGAGGAAAUGACUUCGCCACUCUGCUUUACAUUUUUGAACACUGCAAAUCUAUUGAUAGUCCUGCUUCAUGGUGCCAAAAAAAUUCAGUUCAUUGGAGAGCUGUAAAAACUGCAUUCAGUGUGGAAAAGCAGUUAAGAGACAUUACAAAUAAGCUCAAAGAGAUGAAGGACUUUCCCAUUGAAAAGAUUGAUCUUCCCAGGAAUGAAAAAAUCAUACGUUGUCUUUGUGCUGGUUUCUUUUCUAAUGUUGCCAGAAGGUCAGUAGGAAGAACAUUCUGCACAAUGGAUGGAAAUGGAAGUGUGGUGCACAUCCACCCUUCAUCAACUUUGUUUGGCCAGGAAACCAACUUAGAGUGGAUUUUGUUCCAUAGUGUUUUGGUGACGUCUAAGAUAUUUGUCAGGACUGUGUGUCCUAUCCACUAUGAAUGGGUUAAAGACUUGCUUCCAAAAUUGCAUGAUAUUGAUGCGUAUGAAUUGAGCAACGUGGCCAGAGAAGAAGUGACUGAAGAGGAACUGGCUAAAUGGAAUGCUAGAGAAAAAGCACGGCAACGUUAUGAUGAUUUUGAGGCCUCAUUGAAAAAAAUGCAGAAGAGAAAUGAUGACCAGUCCAUAUCUGAUGCAAGAGCACGCUUCCUUGAGCGUAAACAUCAGAAGAGUCAGAAAACAAACAUUCAGCAGGUGGACAAAAGCUGA
This is a messenger RNA of Staurois parvus, 2242 nucleotides long. The record is from the annotation of a GenBank genome assembly. NCBI's taxonomy places the organism in Eukaryota, Metazoa, Chordata, Amphibia, Anura, Ranidae.